AUGCACGUUCUAUCCACGCCAUUCGUGGCUCUGAUUCCCCUGGGGUUGCUGUUUGGCGUCUCGGCCAUCCCGGCCCCCGAUCAUGCACUGCAGCAAUUGCUGCGGGUCCCUCCGAGUAAUCGCCAAGAGAUGUUUGGUAGUCCCCCCUUUAGCCCCGGGCAUCGCGACCCGUUUGACCAUAAGGUCGAUUCGGUCGGGGACGGCCGAGAACCCUUACCGUUCCGCAACGGCGACGGGGCGACUGUCCAGGGCCCGCGAAACAAAGACCGCGAGCGUCAGAACCCCGAUCUCGUUCGUCCUCCGAGCACCGACCAUGGCAGCAUGUCCAACAUGCGGUGGAGCUUCGCCGACUCGCAUAUACGCAUUGAGGAGGGCGGGUGGACGCGCCAGACGACGAUCCGUGAGUUGCCCACGAGCCGUGAGCUAGCAGGUGUCAACAUGCGCUUGGAUGAAGGGGUGAUCCGAGAACUGCACUGGCAUACCGAGGCCGAGUGGGCGUAUGUACUCGCAGGGAAUGUUCGGGUCACUGCGCUGGACCCGGAUGGCGGCAGCUUCAUGGAUGACCUCGAGGCUGGAGAUUUGUGGUACUUCCCGGCGGGCCAUCCGCAUUCUCUGCAAGGACUCAGUCCCAAUGGCACCGAGUUCCUACUAAUAUUCGACGAUGGCCAUUUCUCGGAGGAGUCCACAUUCUUGCUAACGGAUUGGAUGGCACAUACAUCCAAGGCGGUGUUAGCAGAAAACUUUCGCCUGGCCCCCGAUGCAUUUAAGUCGAUCCCCCCGUCGGAAAAAUACAUUUUCAAGGGAUCCAUCCCAGACAGUAUCGACAAAGAGAAGCCUCGUGGCUUUCGAAAAUCCAAUAUCUGCUUCACCCAUCACAUGCACGCACAGGACCCGAUUCGCACGACUGGUGGUCGGGUGCGAAUUACGGACUCGACCAAUUUCCCAGUCUCGAAAACGGUGGCUGCAGCCCACCUAGAAAUCGAUCCCGGCGCGCUUCGGGAGAUGCAUUGGCACCCCAAUGCAGAUGAGUGGACCUACUUCAAGAGAGGGCGCGCUCGAGUUACGAUUUUUGCCGCAGAAGGGAAUGCUCGGACUUUUGACUACAUGGCCGGCGAUGUUGGCAUUGUCCCCCGCAAUAUGGGCCAUUUCAUUGAAAAUCUGAGUGACGAUGAGCCACUUGAAGUGCUUGAACUGUUCCGAGCGGAUAAGUUCCAAGAUUUCUCGCUGUUUCAGUGGUUGGGAGAGACACCGCGACGCAUGGUUGCAGAGCAUAUUUUUGCCUCUGACCCGGACGCUGCUGAGGCUUUUUUGAAACAAAUCGAGGGAGCCGAAAAAGACCCUAUCAAAGGUACUAACUAA
Messenger RNA from Penicillium canariense, 1359 nucleotides. Its product is annotated as Oxalate decarboxylase OxdC. The coding region runs from base 1 to 1359 and encodes 452 amino acids. Gene Ontology annotation, biological process: oxalate metabolic process. The transcript has 4 exons. The record is from RefSeq and is a predicted model, not a curated record. Lineage: Eukaryota; Fungi; Ascomycota; Eurotiomycetes; Eurotiales; Aspergillaceae.